AUGUCUGCCGCGAUUGCACUCGCGACGCUGCCCAUUUGCACUCGCACAGGACUGCCUCCCGUCCCUUUCUUUGAAAGCGACUUGCAUGCGACUGAAACCGUUUGCUGCCGUCGGCUCUUGCAAAGUCUCUGCAUUACUGUUCAAAGGGCUACCAAAAGCAUGGCGUCCACUAAGCCCGCCGAGUUGGACGGUCCGUCUGGAGCAAGCGAUCCUGAAGCAUAUGGGGGAGGAGAUGCAGACAAGAGUGCACAAGAAGGUGGUGCCGCCGCGGCGUUGCCUGUGGAGAGUGCCAGUCAAGACAAGGGCAAAGAAAAAGUCGUGGAGGAGGGGUCCGCCGAAGAGAAGACUGCACCUGAUUCUAGGCGGACGCUUCUUGAUGACGUCCGAAAGCACUCGGACUCGCUUCUGCAUCCCGCGCUGGCCACUAAGGCGGUGCAGGCAGACGGGGAGUCCGAGGGGGGCAGCAAAUACUGGAAGGACCUGGUGGACACAUUCUUCGUACGAGGGGCGGCCAAGGGGUCGAAAGCACAGGACGACAUGCUCUUCUUUGUUAGGAAGCAUAGUGUCAUGCUGGAAGACCGGAUGCAGCUUGCGGACGAGCUCGGACAGCUCACGCCGUCCGGCGUCCAGGGGCCAGGCCGACUUGCGCCUUUCUUCGUCAAGCGGUGGCAGCCGGACUUGUCGUCGGUGCUGGGAAAGGGCAGCUCCAAGGGCGGGCCCAACUCGGAGAGCAACCAGCGGGAGUUCGUCGUCGACUGGCGGCGGACGUUCUACCUCAACCUGAUUGCACAUACCACGUUCGCGCUCACAGUCGCGGUCUGCAGUCGCAAGGCUUUGGAGCUUCACCGAAAGGCUGGCGGCGCUCCCGUCACACCCCUGUACAAAGUCACCAAGACCGUGUAUGCCUCCCCCAGCCGUGCGCGCAUUGACAUGGACACGUCAAAGGCCUCGCAAACCACGCCCGCAUAUCCAGACAUCUGUUUUGCUGUCGACGAUUACGACGACACUUUUGACUCCGUGGUUAUCUCUGACCCCGACCACUGCUUCUGCGUCCUGCUUAAUGCAAACGGGGGGGCGGCUUUCUCGGGCAGCGACCACAGCGGCACCCCCCGGACGAGCAAAGAGGCGAACGUCCUGGAGGAAACUGGGACCUCGCCAAAAGUUACAUUAUUCUCCGGCUUUGUGGGGUACGACCUGGUUAAGGAGGCGUUCAACAGCGGCCGCGGCCGCAUGGGCGGUCUCUUCACCGCAACGUCCGGCCGGGCGGAGCGACUGGUGAUGCGGGGACCAGGGGGCAGGGGGGAGGCUGACGUGGCAGUGUCGGGAGUGCGAGAAAGCGAGGGCUCCUCAAAAACAAAGGCCGACAAGACAGGCGGUGAAGAGCCGCAACCGUCAACCGAUGACGACGCCAGCAGUCCGACCGCGCGGUUCGAGAUGGAGCAGAACAAGAAGCGGCUAGGGUUUGGGGACUUCGCCAAAAAGGCGGCGGCAGCGGCAGCAACCACUGCACGCAAUCUAGCUCAGGUAUAUUUGGCGGCAACCCAAGACGUCCCCGACGAGACGAACCUCAAGUGCUGCCUCAUGUCGUUGACCAUCUCUUGGGAGGCGUUGGCGCACGACCUCCUUUUCAAAGAGUUGCCCGGGCCGCCGGCUGCGGACGAAACUAAAGAAUAAACAAAUCGACGCCGCAGUCUGCCGGCAGCGUAAUCUUGGUCCAGUCUUUUGUGAGUAUGAGAAGGUUCCGCGUGCGAAGUCGCUUGCACUUUGAGACAAUGAUGCCGAAUGAUCUUGUGAAUAGGCUGGAGAUAGAACUCGUUAAGGAGGCGACCCAUUUCAAUCAGUGCAAAGGACGGGCUUCCAUGCAAUUGGUCUAAUUACGUCCUCUCAUUCAAUGAAUGUCCGUUGUGUACUAACUUCUAACGGCCUUCCUAAUGCGCGUGCUGCACAGUGAAUAAGGGCAAUUGGAUGCCUGAUCGCUGCAAGCGGCGCGGGAAAGAUCGGUUCCGGAAGGCUAAGUUCACUUUUAUGCUAGCCGCGCAGCAGGAAGGAUUGAACUCGAAAGGAACAAAAGUGCAAAG
Messenger RNA from Klebsormidium nitens, 2078 nucleotides. The record is from the annotation of a GenBank genome assembly. NCBI's taxonomy places the organism in Eukaryota, Viridiplantae, Streptophyta, Klebsormidiophyceae, Klebsormidiales, Klebsormidiaceae.